Messenger RNA from Microstroma glucosiphilum, 5319 nucleotides. RefSeq lists its product as hypothetical. The record is from RefSeq and is a predicted model, not a curated record. NCBI's taxonomy places the organism in Eukaryota, Fungi, Basidiomycota, Exobasidiomycetes, Microstromatales, Microstromataceae. Gene Ontology annotation, cellular component: endoplasmic reticulum. The transcript has 2 exons. The coding region runs from base 63 to 5075 and encodes 1670 amino acids. Gene Ontology annotation, molecular function: UDP-glucose:glycoprotein glucosyltransferase activity.
GUCAUAUACUCAUUCUCACCAUACACCUCACUUCCUGGGCAAUCGGGCAGGCUUUCUGAGUCAUGCUGCGUCUUCUGCGGCGCUCGUUAGCCGCACUCGCUCUGCCUCUGGCAUUCCUGGGGACUGCCGCCUUUGCAGCAUCUCCAGACUCCAGCUCCUCCUCUCCGCCUGUGAACAUUCGCCUCCGAGCACCAUGGCAGUCUCCGCCUCUGCUGCUCGAGAUCCUCGAGGCAGUCCAUACAGAAGACGCAGCUGCAUUUCACCCUUUCCUCGUCGAGCUCACGACGAAUGAAGCAUAUCAUGCUGCACUCGCUGGCGGCUCUGCCAAGGAUGUCUACGAGGCAGCACAGACCGCCCUUGACUCUCUAGGCCUCCUGAAGGAUGAGGGAGCUCGGCAGAACUGGAAGAUGAGCUUAGCACUCCACUCUGAGUCUGCAAAGGUCGCAGCCUUCUUUCAGCUAGCGGAGACGUCUGGCUCGGAAGACAGAUGGGCAAGCAGAGGGGGAGCAGAAGGGGACGAAAUUAGGAGCAAGUGCGACAGCUGGGUAGACUGGUAUGGCGAGGUCGUCUGCACAGCCGAAGAGCUGAAAGUGUCACUGAAGAGCUCUGCUGAUCGAAUUGAGAUUCAGAAGGUGGCGACCUACCCAUUCGAUCACGUGGUGCAGUCAAGGGAAGCUGCAGCGACUAUUCCCACCGCUGUGCUGUACGGCAAUCCCAUCAGCAGCAACUUCGAUCAGCUCCACCGGAUACUGCGCAACGCGGUGACUGAGCAAGCGCCCUUUAGAUACGUCAUUCGAUGGAAGCCGCCUCAUCCUGCUGAAAGAGCUGCAGCACCAGCGCUCACAAGUGGCUACCUAGCCGGCUACGGUGGGGCGCUCGAUCUUAAAAAGGUGGACUACUUAGUGAUCGAUGACAGGAAGCUCAAACAUGCCAGCGGCGCACCUUCGUUGGAAGGCUCCGCUCGGGAUGCGAGCAGCCAAAAGCAGCUGGAAGACCGCGAAUGGCUACAGAAGCAGCUGUUGGUCAAUAUCAGCAGAGUAGCGAACACGUCGUCAUUGUCUCCCGAGGAGAUCGACUAUCUAGGCCUGCAGGCGGCUCAAGUCGUCCUGGCCUCGUCGGACCCGCUCAGAGCUCUUGAGCAGCUCACUCACGACUUUCCUCUACAUGUGCAGGAUCUAGCCAGAGGAGGCGUUACGCUACCACAAGAUCUAGAUGCAGAGUUCAGUUACUUGACCUCUAGGGUCUUCCGUCCUGGUGCGAGCGACUUUUGGGUCAACGGCCGACCCAUCACCGAGAGCGAGGUACCUCCUCAGAGCCUCGUCAAGCUACUCCGUUCAGAGAGGGAGCUGGUGGAUUCACUGAUGUCUGGGCCCUUGCGCCUUACUCCGGAAGAGGCUGUGACGAUCCUGUCCAAUCAGACGACUGGCAAAGCCCAGGCACCCGGAGCCGAGCGCAAAAGCUUGUUCGACUCCAGUGAUCGCAUCGAGCGGCGUGAGCUACUGCAACAAGCCAAGGCUCGAGGCGACGCAGAUCUUCAGACGAUCGAUGACGUUCGCGAUGGUCCAAUCACCUGGUGGAACGACGUGGAAAAAGACAGCGAGUUUCGUCCCUACUCUCCUUCGUUGAGGACUCUGCUUAGGCAGGUCAUGCCGGGACAAUUUCCCCAGAUCCGGAGGAACGUCUUCAACAUCAUCUGGGUCUUCGACUUGAGAAGCAAGAGGGCCAAUCGCUUCUUGACGGAUCAUCUGUGCCCUCUGAUCGGAACGGCUCGUAUUCCACUACACUGGGGCUUCGUUCCUGGAGGACUGGAGGAGGGUCCUGAAAGUGAUGCGACGGGCAUCGCUCGACUGUAUUGGCAUCUCUUUGAGCGUUUCGGCAUCAAGGGAGGCUGUCGGUACUUCGAAGCACUCGCUGGGCCUCCAAAGCCGCCCAAGAAGCCACAGAAUCCGUACGAAGAUGAAGUCCUCGAAGAAGAGGAGCCAGAUGUUUUUGUGACUAUCACUCAGGCAAGGGCAGCAUUCACGGAAGUCAUCAACAAGAUCAACCCUGCAUCCCGCCUAGGCCCCACAGAGAUCAGCACCACGCCCGACGCUCGCGAACAGCCCGCUAGGGACUACAUUGAACGUCUUCGACUCACAAUGGCAGACGACCGCGAUGGCCACAUGUUCUUCAACGGCCAGUACUACCCCUUUAUCGGGCCGAACGUCUUCCAGCUCAUCAUGCAGCUGGUGUCCAUCACUACUCAAUCGCUGCAGCGUGCGAUCUACAUGGGCGAGAUGCCAGAGAGCGUGGACUUGGGCAAUCACUUCUACGAUCAGCCUGGGGUGUUCAGAGGGCGGAGCAAUCUCGUCUUUCCGCCUGUCGACGAGCAGGGUGAGAUAAUCGGUCCAAAAGCGAAGGCAGUCGAUUUGGGGAAGGUCAGGAGGUCACUUGAAGACUCCACUCGCUUGCCUCUACAGACCUUUCUGACUCCGCAGGGAGAUGCGAAGAUCAACGCAACUGUGUGGAUCGUAGCAGACCUUGACACUGCGCCUACUCAGCAAGUCCUGCAGGGCGCUCUUUCGAUGUUAAGGACCGACAAGUCCUUCAGGCUCGGCUUUGUCCACCUGCCUUCCAAUGAUGGACAGGAUGCCUCUGGACCCGGCCUUCGUCUUUCGUCCUUUAUCGGUCAGGCGAUCAAAGCGCAAGUGCUCGACAAGACUAGUGCUGACGAAUUUGCUGAGGUAGUCAAAGAGCUGGCAUCCACACACUCCAACCUCGAUCGGGCUGGUCGAGUCUACAACGACUUAGACGGUUCCGCUACUCCGCAGUCAGGGCAGCAACAAGAUGACAGAACUGGCGCGGCGUCUUCCUUCAAUGCCUUUAAAGCUCGUGCUUGGAAUCUAGAAGGCUCCAAGGAGGCUGACGACUUUUGGAAAGAGACAGGGCCCGCGAUAGCUCGCGCUUUCGGUGUCGCGCCCGGCGAAGCAGCUCUGGUCGUCAACGGUCGACUCCUCUCUGGUGUCGACUUGGGGACUAUCAAGAAGACGGACAUAGAGGCCUUGCUGCACAGCGAGAAGUUCAAGAGAAUCGAGCCAGUGCUCGAUAGUCUGCCGGCGAGCGCUGUCGAGAAAUUGAGCCUCCUGUCACGAGACGAAGCUGCCACUGCAAUCGCAGAUAUCGCAUCAGUGCUCGGCCUCUACUACUAUCUUGACGAGUCCAAGCGGAAUAUGUUCGUUCCACCCGUCAUCGUGAGAGUCAACAGCUUCGAGGGCAUUCCAGCGAAGCACUGCUUAUUCGAAGUCGGAAAUAGGUCUACUGCGCGCCUUCGCUUCCAGGCAAUCGUCAACCCUCUCGCUGAAAGAACGCAGAGGUGGGCAUCGAUCUUCCGUCUUCUGAGCAGCCUACCCGACGUUCACCUCGAAGUGAUCAUGAAUCCGCAGCACACCUCGAGCGAGAUGCCUCUGAAGAGAUUCUACCGCUUCAGCGCACCGAAGGCUCUCGCGUUUGACGACGCUGGUCAAGAAAUUGCUCCUACCCUCUCUUUCAAUGACUUGCCGCAAGAUGCAGUUCUGACUAUGGGACUCGAGGCUCCGCCAGCGUGGCUGACAAUGGCAUCAGAGGCAGUGUACGAUCUCGACAACAUACUGCUUCGAGAUGUACCCGAGGACGGUCGAGAAGCAGGAGUCUUGGCAGUGUACGACUUGAAGCAAAUCCUCAUCGAGGGGCACGCUCGUGAAGUGCUCACAAACAACAUUCCCGCCGGUCUCCAGCUUCUACUCCAAACUCCUGACGGAUCUCAAACGCUCGACACUAUCGUCACCGCGAACCUUGCCUACUUCCAAUUCCGAGCAAGACCCGGUCUAUACAGUCUGAGCAUCAGGCCGGGCAAGGGCGACGAGCUGUACGAGAUGAAGAGUGUGGGGAACUUGGGCUGGGAUAGUCCCGGGGUGGAAGUCACUGGCGACUCGAUCACACUAGAUACCCUACAAGGUCUGACAAUCUACCCUACUGUGAAGAAGCGGCCGGGAAAAGAGAAGGAGAACCUGAUCGAGCCAAUCGCCGGGGCUAAAGACCUCAAGAAGGGAGUCAAGCCCCUCACGGCAGCCAAGUCGUUUUUUGAUAAUCUGAAGAAGGCCGCCAGUACAGCUGCUACUCCCGAGCUCAAGAAGAGCAACCAAGCGGAGCUGAACAUUUUCACGGUCGCUUCUGGCCAUCUGUACGAGCGCAUGACGUACAUCAUGAUCCUGUCCGUGCUCCGGCAUACUAAUUCCACCACCAAGUUCUGGUUCAUCGAGAACUUCCUCUCGCCCUCAUUCAAGGAGUUCAUCCCUCACUUGGCGAAAGAGUACGGCUUUCAGUAUGAGAUGGUGACCUACGCUUGGCCUCAUUGGUUACGGGCCCAGCGGGAGAAGCAGCGCACGAUUUGGGGAUACAAGAUCCUCUUCCUCGACGUCCUCUUCCCUCUCGACCUGGACAAGGUCAUCUUCGUAGACUCGGACCAAGUCGUCCGCACUGAUCUCAAAGAGCUGACGGAGAUCGACCUGCAGGGCUCGCCGUACGGGUUCCCUCCCAUGGGGGAUGACUCGGACGACAUGGAGGGGUACCGCUUCUGGAAGACGGGCUACUGGAAAGAUUUCCUCCGUGGCAGGCCCUACCACAUCUCUGCUCUCUACGUUGUGGAUCUGAAGCGCUUCCGCUCCAUCACUGCUGGCGACGUGCUGCGAGAGCAGUACCACGCCCUCUCUGCCGACCCUCACUCGCUGAGCAACCUAGAUCAGGACCUACCCCAGGUGCUCAUGGAUCAUAUUCCCAUUCAUACUCUGGAUCAGGAAUGGCUUUGGUGCGAGACGUGGUGCUCAACAGAUUGGUUGCACAAGGCAAAGACGAUUGACCUCUGCUCCAACCCAAAGACGCACGAGGCAAAGCUGGAUCGUGCCAGGAGGCAAAUUCCAGAGUGGACAGAAUUGGAUGAAGAGGUGCAGAGAUUGGCCAGGAGGGUGGGGGGUGAAAAGGAAGGCGGGGGAGUAGUGGUCGUCGAGGAGAAGGACAAGGAGGAGAAGCCUGCCAGUGGCCACUCGCAUGACGAAUUGUAAUGUCUGCCUGCUUGCUUUUAUAAGACUCAUCGUCAUCUCACGUAUGCGCGAGCCUCAUUUGGCAUACGAUGUCAUGAAUGGCAUGUCUAUUUUCCCCCACCUGAGUAGCUACAGCUCAUCAUCAUCCUCGUCAUCCUGCUGCAUCAGACCUUGAUGCUCCGGUCCUCUCUUCUUCCCACCUCGUCCGGCCAUCCAAUCACCUCCAUCCCUCAUCCGACUUCGUGUAGCCUCUGCAUCAUCCUCU